Messenger RNA from Triticum turgidum subsp. durum (durum wheat), 2217 nucleotides. Lineage: Eukaryota; Viridiplantae; Streptophyta; Magnoliopsida; Poales; Poaceae. The record is from the annotation of a GenBank genome assembly.
AUGUCAAUGGCGUUGUCGUUCUUGCUUCCAGCGCUGCUGCUAGCGGCGUUGCCAACCAUCCCGAUCGCCGGUCAGACCUUGAAGCCAAGCUGUCAGGCGAGCUGCCGCGGCGUCGACAUCCCCUACCCCUUCGGUAUCGGCCCCGGCUGCUUCCGCGAGGGCUUCGAGAUCACCUGCAACGACGACGGCGGCGGCAGCCCCGUCCUGCCGCUUCUUGCCAACACGACCAUCAAGGUCGUGCACCUCUCCAUCGAUACCGCCGAGCUGCAGGUAAUGCUUCCCAUCGGGUUCCAGUGCUACAGCUCCCGCCAGGAUGGCGCCCACGUCUCCAGCUACGGCGGAUUGUGGGGGAUGCACGGCGACGGCGUGUACCGCAUCUCCAACACGCGGAACAUGUUCGUCGUCCUCGGGUGCAUGACCAUGGGCAUGGCGUCAAGCAGGCGCAUCGCCGAGCCAGGUAGCGGGGGCCCCUGGACAAGCCUAUACGGCUUCCACACAGGCUGCAUGUCCUACUGCAAUGGCCCCGCGAGCAUGCGGGACGGCGUGUGCGCCGGCGUCGGGUGCUGCCACGUCGACAUCCCGCCGGGGCUCACUGACGGUCUGUUUAGGUUCGACGAUCUGAACCACUCCAAGGUGGUUGACUACAGCCCAUGCGACUUCGCCUUCCUCGUCGACAAGACCAAUUACACCUUCCGGCGGUCGGAUCUAUUAAAGCCGAUCAGAGAUGUAGUGGAUUGGACCGUGCCGGUGUGGCUGGACUGGGCUAUCCGCGACUACGGGAGCGUCCCCGCUGCAUCCUGUGCCGACGCGGCCAAGUCAACAGCCGCGGAGUACGCCUGCAAGAGCUCUCUCGGUGUGUGCGUCAUGAGCUCCACCAAUGGGACUGGCUACACCUGCAAGUGCGGCAAUGGCUACGAGGGCAACGCCUACCUUCCCGAAGGAUGUACUGAUAUCAAUGAAUGUGAUUUUCCGGAUAAGUAUCAUUGUGACGGCAAUUGCGAAAACAUACCAGGAGAUUACAAAUGCAGAUGUCGACCAGGUUAUCAGAGCGACGACCCAAAAAGUAUUCCCUGCAUUCCAAGGUUCCCCCUUGCAGCACAGGUUGCCAUAGGCACCAUCUUGAGUCUGUCAUUCCUGGCUAUUGCCCUACUUAUGACACUCCUAAUGCUGCAAAAGAAGAGAAUGAGAGAAUAUUUCAAGAAGAAUGGGGGCUUGAUACUGAAAAAUGUGGAAACCUUACAGAUUUUCACGAAGGAGGAAAUAAAUAAAAUCACACAUAACCAUUCAGAGUUUCUUGGCAAAGGGGCCUUUGGUGAAGUCUAUAAAGGAUAUCUUCCUGAUGAUGCCAUGGUAGCAGUCAAGUCCUUUAUCCAGGUGAAGGAAACUACAAUGGAAGAAUUUACCAAGGAAGUAUUGAUCCAAUCGAAGAUGAUUCACAAGAAUAUUCUCAAGCUCUACGGUUGUUGCUUGGAGGUGGAUGUUCCAAUGCUAGUGUAUGAGUUUGCUGCUAAAGGGAGUCUGGGAGACAUUCUCCAUCUCAAUGAAAACCAAAAACUCCCCAUAGACUUGCGUUUGGAUAUUGCUAUUGGAUCUGCAGAGGGGUUGAAAUACAUGCACUUGUACGCAUCUCAAUCCAUACGACAUGGUGAUGUCAAACCGGACAACAUACUUCUAGAUGGUGAGUUAGUACCAAAGAUCUCAGACUUUGGCUUAUCAAAAAUGCUUAAAGUCGAUGAAUAUUUCACCAAGAUUGUGGUUGGGUGCAUGGGUUACAUAGAUCCCGUCUUCAUCAAAACCGGCCUCUUAACACAAAAGAGUGAUGUUUACAGCUUUGGAGUCGUUCUAUUGGAACUUAUUACCAGGAGAAAAAUUGUAUACGAUGAAAAUUGUAGCCUCAUCAUGGAGUUCCGCAAAGUUUAUGUGAAAGAUAAGAGUGGAAGGGCAAUGUUUGAUAAGGAGAUUGUAACUGAAGAAGAUAUCUUGGUCGUAGAAGAAAUCGGGAAACUAGCAAUUGAAUGUCUCGAGGAAGAUGUAGAAGACCGGCCAGAUAUGGGGGAGGUAGCACAAAGACUCGUGAUGCUUAGGAGAAACAAGAAGCAUGGUAAAGCACGUCCACAUCCCUUCCAGGCUAAUCAGUAUGAUAAAUGGUACGGCCAACAAGAAUGUACUGACCUCAACGGAAAUGACGAGGCCGCGUUUUUAUUUGCUAAUCCAUAG